UAGUAUGGUUUCCCUGUCCGUCAAGAGCCGGCUCAGCAACCAAACCCAGAUUCCAGGAUAAUAUAAACGUUUUUUUGAAAGCUUGUGAACAGAUUGGAUUGAAAGAAGCCCAGCUUUUCCAUCCUGGGGAUCUACAGGAUUUAUCAAAUCGAGUCACUGUCAAGCAAGAAGAGACCGAUAGGAGAGUGAAAAAUGUUUUGAUAACAUUGUACUGGCUGGGAAGAAAAGCACAAAGUAACCCCUACUAUAAUGGUCCAUAUCUUAAUUUGAAAGCAUUUGAGAAUCUUUUGGGACAAGCUCUGACCAAGGCACUUGAAGACUCCAGCUGCCUGAAACGAAGUGGCAGGGACAGUGGGUACGGAGACAUCUGGUGUGCUGACCGGGGAGAGUUCCCUGUGCCCGCAGGCAGCCAUAGGAGAGAAGAUUCAUUUGAAAGCUUGGACUCUUUGGGCUCUAGGUCCUUCACAAGCUGCUCCUCUGAUAUCACGCUGAGGGGUGGGCGUGAAGGUUGCGAAAGCGACACAGAUUCUGAAUUUACCUUCAAAAUGCAGGAAUAUAAUAAAGAUGAUAUGUCCUAUCGAAGGAUUUCGGCCAUUGAACCAAAGUCUGCUUUACCAUUCAAUCGUUUCUUACCCAACAAAAGUAGACAGCCGUCCUACGUGCCGGCGCCCUUGAGGAAGAAGAAGCCGGACAGACAUGAGGAUAACAGAAGAAGCUGGGCAAGCCCCGUCGGCACAGAAGCUGAUGGGACCUUUCCAAGUAACGAGAGGAGAACUUGGGGCACACAUGUGGAGAACUGGACAGCAGUACAAGAAACUUCAGACUCCUUCUGUUACUUGGAGGAGGAAGAGGAAAGGACAAGCAUCCCCGACACUGUAAAGGAUGACCUUUAUGUGCGAAAGCUAAGCCCCAUCAUGCCAAACCCAGGGAACACUUUUGAUCAGUUUCUUCCCAAAUGUUGGAUCCCAGAAGAUGUGAACUGGAAAAGAAUCAAAAGGGAAACUUAUAAGCCAUGGUAUAAAGAAUUUCAGGGAUUCAGUAGAUGGAGCCCAGACUUUGAGGAUGAGGAUUCAGGCUCUGACAGAAGCUCUGCCAUUCUUAGUAGGAUGCAGAAAGCAGAGCGUAGGCUAGACGGCACCUGCCAAAGACGUUCACUCCUGAUGGAAGUAGCCAGGAGCACAUGGGACACCCAUGCAGCCAGGAGAACCAGUGGUGCUUCGGACGAGCCCAGUCCGUUUUUAUUACUUCAGGCCCUCCAAACAUAUUCUGAUGACAUCUUAUCUUCUGAAACAAAUAUCAAACUUGAUCCCACUGCUGGCCCAAGGCUCAUAACUCGCAGGCGGCAUCUCUCUUAUGCACCAGGGUAUAGAAGAGGUGACCUUGAGAUGUCAGCCCUCGAUCCUGACUUAGAGAAUGACGAUUUCUUUGUCAGAAAGACUGGGGCUUUCCAUGCCAAUCCAUGUGUUCUCCGAGCUUUCGAAGACUUCAGAAGGUUUUCUGGGCGAGAUGAUCCUGUAGAGCGAGAUAUAAUUCUGCAGUGCAGAGAAGGUGAACUCGUACUUCCAGAUCUAGAGAAAGAUGAUAUGAUUGUCCGACGAAUUCCAGCGCAGAAGAAAGAGGUGCCUCUCUCGGGGGCCCCAGAUAGAUACCAACCAAUCCCUUUCCCCGAGCCCUGGACUCUUCCUCCAGAAAUUCAAGCAAAGUUUCUCUGUGUACUUGAAAGGACGUGCCCAUCCAAAGAGAAAAGUAAUAGCUGUAGAGUACUAGUUCCUUCGUAUCGGCAGAAGACAGAUGACAUGUUGACCCGUAAGAUCCAGUAUUGGAAGCUGGGAACUUCUGUGCCUCCCAUCAGUUUCAUCCCUGGUCCCUGCAGUGAGGCGGACUUACGGAAGUGGGAGGCCAUCCGGGAGGCCAGCAGGCUUAGGCACAGGAAACGGCUGAUGGUUGAGAGACUCUUUCAAAAGAUUUAUGGUGAGAAUGGGAGUAAGUCCAUGAGCGAUGUCAGCGCCGAGGAUGUUCAGAACUUGCGGCAGCUGCGUUACGAGGAGAUGCAGAAGAUGAAAUCCCAAUUAAAAGAGCAAGAUCAGAAAUGGCAGGAUGACCUUGCAAAAUGGAAAGAUCGUCGAAAAAGCUACACUUCAGACUUGCAGAAGAAAAAAGAAGAGAGAGAAGAAAUUGAAAAGCAGGCGCUGGAGAAAUCUGAGAAAAGCUCUAAGACAUUUAAGGAAAUGCUGCAGGACAGCUAUGGUGUGUUUCUGCUAAGGGAAUCCCGAAAUGAGACGUCUACAAUUACAUUGAGGAGUAGAAUAUAUUCUUCUGAUGAUGUAUUGAGUGAAGACAAGCUUCCCCUGACACUAACUAUGUCAGAAGCAAGUCACCAGGGUGAGAGAGUAGAAGAGAAAGGAACAACUUAUCCUACAGAAAUUCCUAAACAAGAUUCUACAACUGUUGUGAAAAGAGAGGACACUCUACCAGCUGAAAUUCGGCUUCCUUCUAAAAGCCCCACGGAAGAACAACGCCCAGCCUCUUUGUCUUCCCAGCGUUCACUGACUACACAAAUGGAGUCGACUCGAGUUUCAGCUUCUCUCCCCAGAAGUUACCAGAAAACUGAUACAGCUAGGUUGACAUCUGUGGUCACACCGAGACCUUUUGGCUCUCACUCAAGAGGAAUCUCAUCGCUCCCGAGAUCCUACACGAUGGAUGACGUUUGGAAGUAUAAUGGAGAUGUAGAAGGCGUUAAGAGAAUUCAGUACAGUUCGGUCAGCACCUCUGUGCAAAAAUCUGACCCAAGCCAGCUGGCUUCCAGCUCCUUUGGUGAAAGAGAGGCAGUGACAUCGGGAGAGGGUAUGAUGAGGUUGCCCUCUCCUACACCCCCCUUCUCAUCUCUCUCCCAGGACUGGGCUUCCACUUCUAAUGCUACCUGGUCUUCAGUAUCUGGCCCCAAUUCAAUGUCUGAACUUGGAGAAGGGAGAAGCUCACCACAGACAGACGUGUCACGAUCAAAGGAUCAGUUCAGCGAUAUGAGAAUCAGCAUAAACCAGACGCCUGGGAACGGCCUUGACUUUGGGUUUGCAGUAAAAUGGGAUAUUUCCGGGAUCUUCAUAGCAUCAGUGGAAGCAGGUAGCCCAGCAGAAUUUUCUCAGCUACAGGUAGAUGAUGAAAUUAUUGCCAUCAACAAUACCAAGUUUUCAUAUAAGGACACAAAAGAGUGGGAAGAAGCCAUGGCUAAUGCUCAAGAAACUGGAAACCUAGUAAUGGAUAUUAGGCGGUAUGGAAAGUCUGAUUGGGGCAAAGACCAGCCUUCCCUGCCAUUUAUACGGCAUAAAACCCUCAAUCUCACCAGUAUGGCUACCAAAAUUAUAGGUUCACCUGAAACAAAGUGGAUUGAUGCAACUUCUGGAAUUUACAACUCAGACAGAUCUUCAAAUCUAUCAAUAAUGACUGAUUUCUCAGAAAGCCUUCAGAAUUCUAAUACCGAGUCCAAGGAAAUCAAUGGGAUUCGUGAUGAAAGCAGUACUUUUGAAUUAAAAGCAUCUGAACCUAUUUCUUUGAAAAACUUAAAAAGGCGAUCACAAUUUUUUGAACAAGGAAGCUCUGAUUCUGUGGUUCCUGAUCUUCCAGUUCCAACUAUCAGUGCCCCGAGUCGCUGGGCGUGGGAUCAAGAGGAGGAGCGAAAGCGGCAGGAGAGGUGGCAGAAGGAGCAGGACCGCCUGCUGCAGGAAAAAUACCAACGUGAGCAGGAGAAACUAAGGGAAGAGUGGCAAAGAGCUCAGCAGGAGGCUGAGAGAGAGAAUGACAAGUUCUUGAAUGAGGAGCUGAUGGUCCUGAACUCAAACAUCACAGCUCUGACCACACGGGAGCCUACUGUUGCCACCUUGGAAGCCACCUGGGAUGAAGGGUCCAAGUCUUCUGACAGGGAAGGAACCCGAGCAGGAGAAGAGGGGAGGAGACAGUGGCACGAGGAAGGGAUGAUUGAGGACCAAAGAAAGAAGCUGCAGGAACAACUUACUAUUGAGAAAGAGAGGGAACUGAAGGAGCAACAAUAUGAGGAAGAGCAGGAGGAGAUGCGGCGCCAGGCUGAGGCUGAGGAGCAGAAGCGCUACGCAGAAGAACAGAAGCGCCAGGCCGAGGAGCAGAAGCGCCAGGCUGAGGAGCAGAUGCGCCAGGCAGAGGAGCAGAUGCGCCAGGCAGAGGAGCAGAAGCGUCGCACAGAAGAACAGAUGCACCAGGCAGAGAGAGAGAGGGAAACGUCAGUCCGAAUAUACCAGUAUAGAAGGCCUGUUGAUUCCUAUGAUAUACCAAAGGGAGAGGAAGAAUCUUCAGGUUUGCUUCCUAGUGACAGGAAUAAAUCCAGAUCCACUACCGAGCUCGAUGAUUUCUCCACAAAUAAAAAUGGAAGCCAUAAAUAUUUAGACCGAGUUGGGAACGGUAGCUCAACACAGAGGAGCGCCAAGAAGGAACCAGGCCCAUCAGGAGCAGAGUUGGAGAGGCAACAGAUCCUUCAAGAAAUGAGGAAGAGAACAUCCCUUCACACCGACAGCAGCUGGAUCCGUCAGCGCAGUUCCAGCGUCAAUAAAGAGCCCAUUUGUCUGCCUGGGAUUAUGAGAAGAGGCGAAUCUCUAGAUAACCUGGAGUCCCCAAGGUCGAAUUCUUGGAGACAGUCCCCUUGGCUCAGUCAGUCCACAGGGGUCUAUGCUUCUUCCUCUGUCCAAGACUUCAGCCGCCCACCCGCUCAGCUGGUGUCCACGUCCAACCGUGCCUACAUGCGAAACCCGUCCUCCAGCGUACCCCCGCCUGCAGCGGGGCCCGUGAAGACCAGCCCCGCACCGUCGCCCACUCCACGCAGCCAUUUCCCUUCAACUUCCCCAUCCCAGCCACGCAACAGGUCAGUCAGUGGGAAGCGCGUGUGCUCCUACUGUCAUAACAUUCUGGGCAAAGGAGCUGCCAUGAUCAUCGAGUCCCUGGGUCUUUGUUAUCAUUUAUAUUGUUUUAAGUGUGUUGCCUGUGAGUGUGACCUCGGAGGCUCUUCCUCAGGAGCCGAAGUCAGAAUCCGAAACAACCAACUCUACUGCAACAACUGCUAUCUCCGAUUCAAAUGUAAGAGAGCAAAUCAGGGAGAAAAUUUCUAAUCUUUUAAGGAAACCGCGCGUUCCCAUGCAUUUCCCUGAACCUGUGCCCAUCUCCCCCUCGAGCUCCCUGCCUUAGAACUCCAGGUCUCAGGAACCCUAGUGUGGCCCACCCAUUCCAAGAGGGUACGGUGGGUGGGUCAGGGCUCGGGAGUGCAGCCACACAGGGUGGGUGUGGGGCUGAGGAACUGGAGAGGGGCGUGUGCCCGAGUCAGGACGAUGUCCUGUGGGGUCUGCUCCGUCUGGAGAAACUGCCAAUGACCUGAGGAUCCGAACAAACCGAAACACAGUUAACAUGAAUUUUUGGUGUAGACUGUCAUCAAGUGUUCUCUCAUCAUUAGCCAUUAGCUGAUUUCUAUUAUUCAACAAGGGGCUCUGAUUAUGUGAUUUAGAAUAUGAUCAGUUUUAAAAACUGUGGUUUGAAAGGUCAUAGAGAAUAGUCAGUUUAUGCUUUGUUAUUACGUAAUCAGAUAUCAGCAUAAACAUUUUUAAAAGGAGAGCAUGAAGUCUGAUUAUAUGGCAUUUCACUGUUAUUUUCGGAAAAGUUGAGUUUUUCAACAACGUCACAUGCUAUUUUGCGUCUAAUCAUGUUUUUGUUUCUAAGUGUGCUAUGAAACCGCGGGUAGCACGAUUAGAUUGCGUAUUGCUUAUAGCUCCACGAAGACAGCCAUUACUGCCGUGUAUAUUUUGAACCUUGAUGCUGGUAACAUGUGUUUCUUCCCAAUGUGAAAGGGUGUUACAAGUGGUAUCAGCAAAUCCCUUUGCUUUUGAACUCAGAGGUAUUUAUAUGGCCCUUUAUGUGAAGAGUGCUUUGGAAAUGGUUUCAGCCCAGUCAACUCUCUUUUAUCUGUCAGCGGGGUCUGAGUCUUCUUACCCCAGCAGCCCAGUCCUUCUCUGGAUGCUGCUUGGAGAAUGUCAAGGCUGGGUGUGCAAUGGCGGGGAGUGUGUAUAUGUGUGUGUGCUUUUCUCUCUUCAAUCAAAUUUCAAAGCCAAAUAGAAUUUAUAUUUGGGGGACUCACCAUGGAAAAAGUGCCCAUGCCUUUUCUCUUCUCCAACACAAAUAAAAGAGAGUUGAGUGUAACUUACUUCUAUACCAGCAGUUCCAAGACCUCUAGUAUCCAGAGGCUGGGGUUUGCCUCGCUUUAUCCUCAGUGAGUGACAAGGUGACUUUCUACCUCGAGAGGCCAUUCUCUGAGUGAUUACUGCUAUGCAUCCCAAACGGCAAUAUUCCAGAGUUUCUGAAUCUAAGCGCUGUUCUUUCUUCUCUCCCUGCCUGAUCAGCUGGACGGCCAACCGCCAUGUGAUGUAAGCCUCCAUACGAAAGCACUGUUGCAGAUAGAAGAAGAGUUGGUUGCUGCUGAUGUA
Myotis brandtii (Brandt's bat) is the source of this 6491-nucleotide messenger RNA. It is a transcript of the gene LMO7, whose product is annotated as LIM domain 7. The record is from RefSeq and is a predicted model, not a curated record. Bases 546 to 5129 code for a protein of 1527 amino acids. Lineage: Eukaryota; Metazoa; Chordata; Mammalia; Chiroptera; Vespertilionidae. Gene Ontology annotation, molecular function: protein binding. Gene Ontology annotation, biological process: regulation of signaling; regulation of cell adhesion. The transcript has 29 exons.